This is a messenger RNA of Fusarium vanettenii 77-13-4, 2673 nucleotides long. RefSeq lists its product as uncharacterized. The record is from RefSeq and is a predicted model, not a curated record. Bases 1 to 2673 code for a protein of 890 amino acids. The transcript has 4 exons. Lineage: Eukaryota; Fungi; Ascomycota; Sordariomycetes; Hypocreales; Nectriaceae.
AUGGAUAACUAUGUUGUCUACUUCACGUCGAGCACGGCACCCACCGGACUGUACAUCAACAAUAAGUCCUACGACAUCCGUACCAUAUUCCAGGGGCAAAAGAAGAUUCUUUCCACAGACCCCAAAACUCUAAUCCGUCUCGAGUCCAACCAGCUGUACCGCUUCGUCCUGCACGGCGGUGACAUUCGCGAACUCGACUGGCAGGCUUCAGGCACGCGCCGUAAAAAGGUGCCCGACGGUUGUCGUCUUCCUGACCUCACAUCGUUCCGCCUCAGGCCUCUGUUUAACAAGCUCCGUCGGGCGUCGAUCCCUUCCCAGAGGUUCAGCCGCAGCGCAGGAGAUGCUGCGAACAUGAACAGCCGCGGCCAGUCACUUGACAAGUUGGACUUUGCCAGCAUGAAAAUUCAACAUCCACGGCGCAUCCACAGCUUUGUAUUCUUCAGGGGCAGCCUUUCUAGCUCAGGCGCCUCACCUCUGAAGUCCCUGUUUAUCGGGGCCGACGCUGCGUCAAAGGUGGCGGCAGAGCAGGAAGACGGAGACAGAGAGCUUCAGGGUGACGCUGCUCUGCCCAGCAUGGCCCAGCAGUGGGAGUGUAUGAAGAACUAUAGUACAUGGGCAUCCAACGGGAAGGUCUUUCUCUACCCGGAGAACCUGACCGAGCCGAGUCUGAGAGUCAACGAGUCGCCUUUCUUCAAGGAGCUGGAUACAGAGCUGGAUCAGAACGAACUCACAAAGGAGACUGUGAGCUCGAUGAUGAGGAGCUACAUGACGAAGCUGGCAGACGUGUCGAACCUCGAACCGGUCAGCCUGUACUUGCAAAGGUCAGGCGGUCAAACCGCCGUAGUUCACUUGUUUGACCGCGCCUGGAACGCCCCCUCUGACAACUACAACCGGUCCAACAGUCCGAAAACGAAGCAACGGACGGCGUGGACCAAGAUGGCCAUUGAGACCCCCCGCUACGUCACCAAGACUGGCAAGAUGGGACCAGGUCAUGUUCGUCGCUUUGGAACAGGAGCAGCUGAUAGACGACUCAUCCAUCGCCAUCGCCGUAGCCACGUGCUCUACCCGCUUGAGGGACCCUCCCCCGGACCCAAACGCUCCAGAAUCGACUACCGAGGUUCUAAAACGAUCGGAACCUUCCAUUUCUCUGGGUCUCUUGUCGGGAAUGAUAUCGCCCCUGGCAUAAACCCGAGAGCAUUGCAGCAUCCGCAAUUCACAGCUAGCGAAAGUACGCAGUUCUUCGGAAGCCGCAUGAAUAGGGACCGCGUAUACACAACCCAAGCCACCUACACCUACGAUGCUCAAAACAGCAUCUUCAACGCCGAAUGGCCAAAACCGACCAUGCCAUGGAUCCAAAUCAUUGUUAAUUCAUCCACCAACGACGUGAGCAGUGACAUUGUCUUCCCGAGCCCAGCCGCAACCGAGCCCAAGCAGGAAGACGUGCGCAUGGUUGGCCCUCAGCGUCUGCCACUUCGUCUUCGAUCCAGUUGCCCCGGACAGGAAAUCGGAUCUGUACCGGAUCUGGAGGCUCUUUCCUUUGACAAUGACAAUGCAGUGAAGAUCGUCACUGACUGGCGCAACAAUACCUUCCGGCCGCACCCGGUUGCAAGAUCGCGGCCCCUGGCGUACAAGAAGUGGAUCGUCAUCAAGUAUAUCAAAAUCCUCAUUGCGUACGGAGACUUCUAUUUUCGCCAGAUCACGCUGGACAGUAUUCCAAACGCCAUCCACAUGUACGUUCUGGCCUCGCACUUGUACCGUCCCUGGGGACAGAAGAUACCGCGGAGACACAACAGCAACCUGAGCUCUGUGUUGAGUUCUGUCAACGGGCCCAUGCCGACCUGCCGGUUCCAGUACCUCCUUGGGCGGGCCAUAGACAUGGCAGUCGAGGCUAAGAGCUUCGGCAACGCACUGCUGACGGCCAACGAGAAAUUCGACGGUGAGACUAUGGCCGCUCUGCUAGUAAAGCACGAGUCGAUCGUAUAUCAGAUUGGGAUCGAGCUAAAGAAGAACACGCUGAGGGAAGCCCGGGCGGCGGUCGAGGCCCGAGAAGACAGCCGCAAAGCACCAGCCUACCGCCUCUCGUAUUACCUCAUGACGCCAGGCAUGGAUCAGGGUAUCCCGGGCAUCGAGGACAAAUUCCAAGACGUUUCCCUCAAUAUGCUAGGACCAGUAGAAGAGGGCAACCUGAAACUCCUGCAGGAUGAGAAGACCGAGAUGGGCAAGCUUUCCGAGAGCCCAUGGUCUUCAGAAGCAUAUCGGAAGACUCGAGACCGCUGCGAGCGCCUUCCACUCGCUACCGCUCGUCUCUACCCACGCUACACCUCUGGGCUGCGGCGUGGCAUUGCACAUCGGACCGGCCAACGUCGCCCAUGUCAUGGACGGCUAGACGCGGAUGCCCUCACCUUCCAGAGCUCCAAAACAUGUGAGCUCAAGGCCGUCGACAAGCAGAUCCUCAGUUCCAAGAUUCGCGUCGAGACGUGCGAGCAGGAGAUUGAGCAGCAGGAGACGCAGGUAGAGCAGGCCAGAGAGGUUGAGGAGUACCUGCAGUCUAAGUACACCAACGCAGAGCUGUGCCCCUGGAUGGCCGGCGUCACUAGGUCGCUGUUCUCUGAUAAAUACAACAGACAUAGCUCCCGCUCUAGCUCUGAAGUCCGUCCCUUUCACGCCGAAUGA